CGAGAGUGCCUGAGUCAGUAGUAAAACCAAAGCUAGUCAGCCGCGUUCUUCGCGGGAAAAUAUUUCCAAUUAUUUUCAUCUUGUUAGACUUGAUUUUUUUCCCCAUCUAAUACCAUUUAAAUAUACGCUUAAAUCAUUACUGAACUUAUUAUACAAGUGAUGUUGUUAUCAUUUUGGUGAUUAAAUUAAUUUAAUAUUUGCGAAAUUUUUUGCAAAUUGGCAACGUGCAAGCUCAGUAUGAGGGUUAAAAGUGAAUUAUUAAGGUGGAUGACACUAGAGGAAUUAAGAAGAAGGCAAUAUUGGACUGCUAUAGUGGUGUAGGAACGACGGGGAAUUUUGGACAUCAAGAAGUAGUGGAUCCUGAUUUAGCUGGAGAACAGAACAAAAGAAUUCUGAGAAGAUUUAAGAAGAAGUGGUGGUCCUGAAGUGUGAGUGGAGGUUAAAAAGAGUCAGGGUGAAGGGCUAAGUAAUCUAAGGUUGCGAGGGGGGAUGCAGCGAGAAGGGGUGGCGGCAUGGACGAGCCCUCGGUGGAGGCUCUUAUGCAGGCGGGCCUCAUCUUCGUCGUCGGCGUCGCCAUUAUCCUCUCGAAUCUUCUUAUCAUUGCCACUUAUCUCAACUUCCGUGGUCCCUCCGAGGUGAUAAAUUACUACUUGCUGUCAUUAGCGACAGCAGACUUACUCUGUGGUCUGCUAGUCGUCCCACUCUCUGUGUAUCCAGCUUUAGUAAGAAGAUGGGUCUACGGAGAUAUUGUCUGCCGGCUCGUCGGCUAUUUGGAGGUCACUCUUUUGGCUGUAUCUGUUUACACUUUCAUGUGGAUCUCCGUCGAUCGCUAUUUAGCUAUCAGAAAACCUCUGCGUUACGAAACUGUACAAACAAAGACUCGUUGUCAAUGUUGGAUGGCUUUCACAUGGAUAAGUGUAGCCAUGAUGUGUUGUCCACCACUGCUUGGCUUCAACAAGCCAAUUUUCGAUCGUGAGGCUUUUAUUUGUAUGCUAGAUUGGGGCAACAUGGCAGCCUAUACCAUAACCCUGUCAAUUCUUGUACUUGGUCCUUCGGUAAUCACCAUCGUUUACACCUACUGUUACAUAUUUUCGAUGAUGAGAAGACUAAGGUCGGGUGUACCUAUUCAUGACAAGGAGUAUGCGACUGCUUUAUCAGAGAAUCUCUCUAAUCCCAGUCACAUCAUGUCCUUUGUGCUGGUAAUGGCAUUCUGGAUGUCAUGGGCUCCUUAUGCUGGCCUCAGGAUUUAUGCCAGUUUCAAUGGACCACCUCAGGUUCCAUUUCUUCAGUUUGCUGUUGUAUGGUUUGGUGUAACAAAUUCAUUCUGGAAAGCAGUUGUCCUUGGGACUUUGAGUCCACAAUUUCGUCUGGCUGCUCGAGUAUUAUGUCUCACAUUGUGUUGUCGUCACAGGAGACUACCACCAGAGCUUCUAGGCCUUGAUGAUGAUGAUUAAAUCUAUCACCGUAUCCUCGUGCGCGCAUUCCUAGUGCAUCGCUGCUUUCUUUAAUCAUCGGUCGACUUCACGCUCAUUCAAACGACUAAACUUAAUUCAAUAAAAACUACUCUAUAAAUUAGAAAGCAAAUUUAGUUAUUUUUGCAUAGAUUUUUCAAUUAAGAUAUCUUAAAUCAAAAAAUAUAUAUUUCAAUGUUAAAUUGUUUUUAAAAAAAAAAAAAAAAAAAAAAAAUAUUCCAUUUUUGAAAAAGAAUAAUAAGUAGAUGGAAUUAGUUUGCGCGAGGUCUAGACCGAUUUUGUCAUUUAACUGUAAAUUAAUCUUAAGAUAAUCUCGCUUCGCUCAAAUUAGGAUCUAUUAAUUGAAUUUGAUCAGCGUGAUGACCGAAAAGUGCGCGUGCGAAUAGGUAACAGUGUGAAUAAAUAAAAAAAAAAAAACAAAAUUCAAGAACAAAAGAUAAUAAAGAAACAAAAAUUGAAAGCAAAUGUUCAAUAAUCGUUGUCUAUUUACAUCAUAGGAACACGCUCAAUAAAUGUCGUAGAAGGCUAAAAACAACUCAAAAAAAAAUUUAAUUGAUAAUUAAAAUAAUAGUUUAUUAAUGUGAAUUGCCAGUGCGAAUGUCACGUAAUGCAGAUGUGGCAUUAAAAUUAAAAACAAAUGCGAGUUAAUUAAUUACAAAACACCAGUUUCGCUCUAUUGAUCGUGUUUAUAAUAAUUCUAGAAUGCUUUUUCUAAUACGCUUUUAACUUUUAUUCUAAUAAUAACACGAUCAACUAUAUUUGAGAGUACUUUAUUCUCGUGGAAAAAAAUUGCUUCAUGAAAUGAAAUAUCAAUAAAAUUUCAAUCUUUACAUCUAAAAUCAUUUAAACGAUAGUUAAACAUACAUUUAUUGAGAGCAUGUUUAGCUCAUUAUGUUGCAUUUACCGUCAUCUGUUGCUCGACUUUUGUGAUAAAUUAUCAAUACAAUGCAAUAAUAAGAAUCUGUUGAUAAUUAUAAAUUUUGUUAAAUUCAUAAAAAAUGUUUAAUAUUAAUUUUAAAUCUAAGCUGUUAAGUUUUGUAAAAAUAAAUAAAUUCUAUUAGAAAUAUGAAGAAAUGUUUCAUGUAUUCACAGAGGAUUUUAAGUGAUUACAUGACGCAAAUGUUAAUCGGAAUACAUAUAAAAACUUCCAUGUAAGAGAUUGUAUAAGAAAGAAGCCGAGCAACAGACGAUAUUUUACUACGUCGCAGUCAUUUUUGAUUAUCUAAUAUGACGUAAUAAAUGAAAAUAUUUAAUGGUAUAACUGGCAGCUAAAGCGUAGCGCAAUCAAGAGUUGUAAGACUCUAGUAAUUUUUGUUCGUUAUUCUAAACAAUAAAGUAUUAAUAUUAUUUUAAUAAUAAAAAAUUCAUAAAAUAACUAAUUGAUGGGAGUAUGAAAAUUGAGAAGAGAACAAAUGACCUUAAUAACACUCUCCGGCUUUCAAUUUUUUUUCCACUGGACCGAAUUUAUUCAGGAGGAAAGACAAUAUUGAUUUUCUAAAGCAGGCCUCGAUUAUUUUGAUGCCACUUUAAAUCCUUCAUAAAACUUUUUAAGCAUGAAUAUUCAUUAAAAUUUGCCGGAGUUACUCAUAAUCGGUUCAAAAAUAUAACAAAAAUUCAAAAGCAGUAUAAAAAAUCUAAGUUUUUUAGUUAUAAAUACUAGAAGUGGAAGCAGCAGGACUGCCACUUGUCAUCAAGGUUCGUGAUUUUAUUGUCGAUGCAAUUAUAGAAAAUGUAAAAAAAAAAAAUAGAAAAAAUAUUAUAAGUGUAUUGGUAGAUAUUAAUAAUAAAAUCAAUCGUGUAAAUAAUGUUAUAAUAAUUAUAAACAAAAAUAUAUAGGUGUA
Messenger RNA from Chelonus insularis, 3313 nucleotides. RefSeq names its product G-protein coupled receptor DopEcR (gene DopEcR). The transcript has 5 exons. Gene Ontology annotation, cellular component: plasma membrane. Gene Ontology annotation, biological process: cellular response to hormone stimulus; G protein-coupled receptor signaling pathway. The record is from RefSeq and is a predicted model, not a curated record. Bases 513 to 1454 code for a protein of 313 amino acids. Gene Ontology annotation, molecular function: peptide binding; G protein-coupled receptor activity. NCBI's taxonomy places the organism in Eukaryota, Metazoa, Arthropoda, Insecta, Hymenoptera, Braconidae.